Molecule: messenger RNA, 3124 nt
Organism: Calidris pugnax (ruff)
Lineage: Eukaryota; Metazoa; Chordata; Aves; Charadriiformes; Scolopacidae
Product: hematopoietic lineage cell-specific protein-like
Exons: 14
Biological process (GO): regulation of actin filament polymerization
Cellular component (GO): plasma membrane; site of polarized growth; actin filament
Molecular function (GO): actin filament binding
Source: RefSeq, a predicted model, not a curated record
AUGUGGAAAGCUGUCGUGGGACACGAUGUGUCGGUGAAGGUUGAGACUCAGGGAGAUGACUGGGACACGGACCCUGAUUUUGUGGUGAGUGUCUGCUGUUGUUAUCCAUAACGUUAUCCAUGGUGGUGUGAAGGGCUCACUGGCCCUGGGCAUGUGCUGCACGUGCUCAUCCACCAGCUGAGGAGCAAGGUGUCAGAGGAACAUGAGGUCAUCAAGAAGAAGGAGCUGGAGACUGGCCCCAAAGCCUCCUAUGGCUACGGGGGGAAAUUUGGAACAGAGCGGGACCGAAUGGAUAAGUGCGCGGUGGGCCACGAGUACGUCGCUGACGUUGGGAAGCAUUCCUCGCAGACAGAUGCCGCCCAGGGCUUUGGGGGCAAGUACGGAGUCCAGCGGGACCGCGCUGACAAGUCAGCGCUGGGCUUUGAGUACAAGGGUGAGGUGGAGAAACACUCAUCCCAGAAAGAUUACUCCAAGGGCUUUGGUGGCCGUUACGGCGUGGAGAGGGACAAGGUGGACAAAGCAGCAGUGGGAUUUGACUACAAGAGCCAGGCGGAGAAGCACGACUCCCAGAAAGACUAUUCUGUGGGCUUUGGUGGGAAGUUUGGUGUCCAGAGGGAUCGUCAGGACAAGAGUGCCCUUGGCUGGGACCAUCAGGAGGAUGUGCAGCCCCAUGCAUCCCAGACAGACUAUGCCAAGGGAUUUGGAGGCCGUUACGGGGUCCAGAAGGACAGAGUAGAUAAGAGCGCUGCUGGCUUCAGUGAGAUGGCAGCUCCCACCCCAUCUUAUGAGAAAACGAGGCCAGUGGAGGCAGGAGCUUCCAGUGGCACCAGCAGCCUGCGGUCACGAUUUGAGAACAUGGCUAAGUCAGCGGAGGAGGAGAGCAGAAGGCAGGCCGAGGAGGAGCGGGUGAGGCGGCAGGCCCGGGAGUGCCAGGCGGCGCGGCGGAAGGAAAUCCCACAGAGGGAGAAGGACCAGACAGAGGCAACCUCUGCAGCCCUGCCGGCCAGGGUGCCUGGGGGCACUGACCGAGAGCGGGCUGCGUCACAAGGAGUGCAGCAGGAUGCAAAAAGGGAGGAUGAGGAAACACCACCCACUUUGCCACCAAGGCCAGCAGAUCUGGGUGAAGAGCUGUGCAAGAUCCCCAACCAGGAUCAGCCCAUCUACAGUGAAAGUUUGGAUGUCAGCAGAGACUAUGAGGAGCUGCCAGAGCCGUCUGACUACUGUGAUGGUACCAGUGGAGGUGCUGACUAUGAGGAGCUGCCAGCAUCCUUGGAAAAACCAGAUGCCAUCUAUGACCAUGGUGAAGACGGAGAUGAUGACUAUGAGAACAUCCUUCCUGAGGAGCCCAGCCAGAGCCAGCCCCACCUGGGGGAAACGACCAAUGUUUAUGAGGUGGAGUACACUGGAACCUGUGCAGUGGCUCUCUAUGAUUACCAAGGAGAUGGAGAUGAUGAGAUUUCUUUUGAUCCUGAUGACACAAUCACACACAUUGAGAUGGUGGAUGAAGGCUGGUGGCGGGGGCAGUGCCGGGGCAAAGUGGGCCUCUUUCCAGCAAAUUACGUGAAGCUUCUGUAGUGAAACCAGCAUUGUCCAAGAUCCUUCCUUCCAAACUUUUGCCUGUCUCUGCUUCAGCCUUUUAGUAUUAGCUUAAUUUGGCUUGGCCUGGUGAGUCUGCAUGCAAGAAAUGCCAAGGAGCAAACUGGCAGUGUCUGAGGGAACGUUCUGGCCUGUGCCCAAGAGGACUUUGGUUCCCAUCUACUUCCAGAUGGGAAAAGUGGGAUGGUUUAAGAGCAUACAAGUGCGAUAUAAGAUGUCUGUUCUACCUAGGCUGUCCCACACGUCAACCAGCAAGCUUUCAGAAGUGUGUCCAUUCCUGUUUCAAACAGAGCAAUUCACAGAAAAACACAAACUCUAAUCCAGUCCAGGCAGAAGGGACAUGAACUAUGGGACCUUUUUAAGUUGUUGUGGCCCCGAAUCUCAUUCUUCUCAGGGGUCAAUGAGAGGAGCACGGUGAAGGCCAAACUUGCUUCUGUUCUUCAGAAGGGUUUCCACUUGCAGGAUGAACCCUGUUUGCAGCAUGGGGCAAAGAACAUGAACCUGGUCUGUCUGGGCAGGUUCCAGGGCUGGGGCCUGGGAACAUUGACCGUCGCAGUGAACGCUGCGGACUUGUCCUGCGCACGGGCACAAGCUGGGGGCUGUAAUGAGCUGCUCCACACAACAAGAGAAGUGUGUGCUAGCACAAUGCAACUGUAGGAUGAACUUGCUAAGGUAGGAGAUUACUUGCUUGGUUUUCCUCUACAAGUGAAGAGCAGUGUUGGGACGUGUGAUUUCUGGGGUAAAACGUGAAAAAGGAAGUGUAGAAAUUACAUUGUUUUCUGAGAAAAAUUAUUCUGGAAAAUCUUCCUUGGAGCAAGAGAAAAUACUAAAAGGCUUCACUUAGCAAAGAAUAUGUUAAUCACUGUCUUGGUCCUCAUCCCAGCAGCCCAUCAGAGGAAUGUUCUGCUUGGGAAAUCCUUUCAAUCCAGCAAAUCAAUCGGAACAAGUGCUGCUUGAUACAGGCAGUAGAAUGUUAAAAAUGCUCCAUUUUUUCUGUUAGCUGGUUUGACAGUUUAAGUAAGCAGGCACAUGCAGGUGGGUGGGAAGAACUGUCCCCCAGCUUGUCUCUGGCCAGAGGGCUCUGUUCGGCUUUGCAGCCGGUGCCAAAGGCAGGUUCUCCAUCCUUGUGUUUGGCUCAGCCUGUUCUCUGCUGUUGGCUUUGAGUCCCUCUGGUGAAGCCAGGGCUCCCCAGUGUGGCAGUGAAUUAGUUACAACCUCACAGGCCUUUGCAGGACUCACAAGAUAAGAAAUACUUGCAGGUAAUGGUCUCACCAGUUUAAUUAACAAAGGAGUGAAUUAUUUGUUAACCGGUGUGCUGGCUAGAGCCUCCUUAUCUGAAGAAUGCUAUCCUUAUUUACAACAUCCUGCUUGUCUGACAGUUUGAUGAAGAAUGAGUUGCAUGACCUAAGGUGUAUAAACGGUGUGACUGCCCCAUUUGGGCAGAGUUCAGGUCAUAAGUGUCUGUCACUGCUGGGCUGUGCUCUUCCUCAGAGCUGCAGUAAUAAACUGCUUCUGUUCUGGCCUAAAA